GCUGCUUAUAAAGGACUGCGGAAAGACAAGCUGAUCAGUUCAGUGCUAAUGCAUUGAAAGGACUUGAUCGUGCAUUCGUGAAACUAUAUAGAAAUCAUGUCAACAGCCGAGCCAGAAAUGGUAACUUCAGCGGUUACAGCCACUGCAACCGCUGGAAUAUCGGCAACUACCGUUUUUCUCUCUCUCUUGAUACCUGCCCUGGUCCUGUACUACAUCUACUUCAGAAUUUCCAACCGUCAUUUGUAUGAGCUAGGGAACAAAUUACCGGGUCCUGAUGGCUUACCGAUCAUUGGAAACGCGUUACUGCUCAGAGGAAGUGCCGACACCGUCUUUCGCACCAUAUAUAGGAAAUCCUUCGAAUACGACCAGGUCAUCAGAUUGUGGCUGGGGCCGAAGCUGAUGGUCUUCCUAAUGGAUCCGCGCGACGUCGAGAUCAUUUUGUCUAGCCAGGUUUACAUCGACAAAUCCGUCGAAUAUAGAUACUUCGAGCCCUGGCUCGGCAACGGUCUCCUUAUCUCCACCGGUCCGAAAUGGCGUGCUCAUCGCAAACUGAUCGCGCCGACAUUCCAUUUAAAUGUGCUGAAGAGCUUCAUCGAUCUUUUCAAUGCCAAUUCACGCGCCGUCGUAGAAAAGUUACGUAAGGAGGGCGACAAUGAGUUCGACAUUCAUGACUACAUGUCCGAAUGCACCGUCGAGAUCCUUCUCGAGACUGCUAUGGGUGUCUCCAAGUCCACGCAGGACCAAAGCGGCUUGGAAUACGCUCUGGCAGUGAUGAAAAUGUCGAACAUUCUACAUAUGCGUCAUAUGAAAGUCUGGCUCAGAGCUGACUGGCUAUUCAAUCUCACGAAAUACGGAAAGGAUCAAAUUCGUUUAUUGGAGAUCAUCCACGGACUCACGAAGAAGGUCAUCGCGCGUAAGAAGCAAGAAUACAAGACCGGUAAACGCAAUGUCAUCGAUGUUUCUGCACAAAAUGGCAAUGCCAAAAAUGGCAGUGCCAAAAAUGGCAGUAUCCAAGAUAAGAACGCCUCUGUGGAGGGACUUUCCUUCGGACAAGCGGCUGGUCUGAAGGACGAUCUUGAUGUGGAAGAAAAUGACAUUGGCGAGAAGAAGAGACAAGCUUUCCUCGAUCUGUUGAUGGAAGCUGGUCAAAAUGGUUCUGUCCUCACGGAAACCGAAGUCAAAGAGCAAGUUGACACUAUCAUGUUUGAAGGACAUGACACGACCGCGGCUGCAUCCAGCUUCUUCUUAUCAGUGAUGGGUUGUCACCCAGACAUUCAAGAGAAAGUUAUCCAGGAACUUGACGAGAUCUUCGGCGACAGCGACAGACCCGUGACAUUCCAGGAUACGUUGGAAAUGAAAUAUCUCGAGCGGUGCCUCAUGGAGACUCUUCGCAUGUAUCCACCCGUGCCAAUCAUCGCUCGUACAAUCAAUACCGACUUGAAACUUGCAUCGGGAGAUUACACGAUCCCAGGCGGAUGCACAGUUGUGGUGACGACCUUUAAGAUGCACCGACAGCCGCAAAUCUAUCCGAACCCGGAAGUUUUCAAUCCCGAUAAUUUCCUACCCGAGAAGACCGCCAAUCGGCAUUACUACGCUUUUGUACCGUUCUCUGCCGGGCCGCGUUCUUGCGUGGGUCGCAAAUACGCUAUGCUCAAGCUCAAGAUCAUCCUGUCCACAGUCCUGAGGAAUUUCCGCGUCAAGUCAGACAUCAAAGAAUCUGACUUCCGACUCCAGGCCGAUAUCAUCCUCAAGCGAGCCGAGGGCUUUAAGAUCAGAAUGGAACCGAGGAAACCAGCGGCCGCCACCGCUUAAACAGCUUUCUCAAGUUCCGCUUGCGUAGUUAACAGGGUGGUAGAGAAUAGCAGUAUAAUGAGGAGAAGCGGACUAUGCAUUUUUCGAAUUUUAAUUAAAGCGAAAAACGCAUUCAAAAAAAAAUCCGCAUCUCGCAUGUGUAGAUUGCGUGCGCAGAUCGUAUAUGCACGUAUACAUGAACAUACAUGUAUAUUACUGAUAGUCGUUAACCGUUAUAUGACACUUAUUGCUCUUGUGUUGAUAUUUAUCUCUUGCAAUAAAAUGCGGUGUACGCACUGCGAAAUCUGAAA
Messenger RNA from Formica exsecta, 2102 nucleotides. It is a transcript of the gene Cyp4g15, whose product is annotated as cytochrome P450 4g15. Gene Ontology annotation, molecular function: heme binding; iron ion binding; monooxygenase activity. The record is from RefSeq and is a predicted model, not a curated record. Bases 97 to 1812 code for a protein of 571 amino acids. The transcript is spliced from 8 exons. Lineage: Eukaryota; Metazoa; Arthropoda; Insecta; Hymenoptera; Formicidae.